CUCCUCCUUCCCCCCGGCCCGGCUCCGCCCGGCACGGCUCGCCCUCGGCGGGGGCGGCCAGAGCCGGGCGCUGCGGGCAGCCGGGCCCCCCCCGCGCCGCAGCCAUGGCCCCGCGCCCCGCCGCCGCCUCGCCGCGCCUGCUGCCAGCGCUGCUGGGUUUGCACAUCCUCGCCAUCGCCUUGGCCUUGGAGGUGUCGGUGGGGAAGACCAACACCGUGCUGGCUCUGAACGGCUCCGACGUCCUGCUGCCCUGCACCUUCACCACCUGCAUCGGCUUCCAGGACCUGGUCUUCACGUGGUAUUUCAACUCGACGGAGAUGAUCUACCACGGCAAGAUCAAGAGCAAAACCUCUGAGCCCUUCCUGGUGGGCCGCAACCCGCGGGUGGAGUUCGUCGGCUCGACGACGGGGAAGGACAACAACAUCUCCAUCGUGCUGAAGGACGUGGAGCUCAGCGACGCCGGCAAGUACACCUGCCACGUCAAGAACCCCAGGGAGAAGAACGCGCAGCACAACGCCACCAUCAUCCUCACCGUGGUCCACAGGAUGGAGGAGACGGACAACACCCUGACGCUCAUCAUCGUGGGUGUCGUGGGGGGGUUUUUCGGCCUCCUCAUCCUCUUCAUGCUCGUCAAGAGGGUCGUCCUCUUCAUCAUCAAGAAGACGCAGGAUGGGAAGAAGGAGUGCCUCGUCAGCUCCUCGGGCAACGACAACACGGAGAACGGCCUGGCGGGCUCCAAGGCGGAACAAAAAGCCCCCCCGAAGGCAUGAAGCAGCGCACGGAGCCCCGGCCCCCAGCAGGGCAGGGAGCCGGGAUAUGGGGGGGGGGGGGGGAGAAGCCUCUCCCUUUCAUUUCCUUUCCGAACUGCCGACGCUCGAGACACGUUUCUGUUACACACGUGCCUGCAAAACCUGCA
This is a messenger RNA of Oxyura jamaicensis (ruddy duck), 916 nucleotides long. It is a transcript of the gene SCN4B, whose product is annotated as sodium voltage-gated channel beta subunit 4. The coding region runs from base 105 to 770 and encodes 221 amino acids. Gene Ontology annotation, molecular function: transmembrane transporter binding; sodium channel regulator activity. The transcript is spliced from 5 exons. Gene Ontology annotation, cellular component: voltage-gated sodium channel complex; membrane. NCBI's taxonomy places the organism in Eukaryota, Metazoa, Chordata, Aves, Anseriformes, Anatidae. The record is from RefSeq and is a predicted model, not a curated record. Gene Ontology annotation, biological process: cardiac muscle cell action potential involved in contraction; regulation of sodium ion transmembrane transporter activity; regulation of ventricular cardiac muscle cell membrane repolarization.